Lycium barbarum (goji berry) is the source of this 1277-nucleotide messenger RNA. RefSeq names its product UBP1-associated protein 2C-like. The transcript has 6 exons. NCBI's taxonomy places the organism in Eukaryota, Viridiplantae, Streptophyta, Magnoliopsida, Solanales, Solanaceae. Bases 77 to 1060 code for a protein of 327 amino acids. Gene Ontology annotation, molecular function: RNA binding. The record is from RefSeq and is a predicted model, not a curated record.
AUUGGGAGGGAAGCAUCCUUGGUUCUAGGGCACACACACACUGCCACUGCUAUUCCUCUGGGACAGCAACAAGUAAAUGGAGGAGCUGAAGAAAAGGAAAGCAGAUGAAUUGGGCAAUGAUUCUGUGGAACACUUGCGCUCUUUGCUUGAUCCUCUUCCUAAAUCCCAGCUUCUUGAUCUUCUCGCUAAACUAGGGUCACAAUACCCUUCUAUAGCUGAAGAAAUUAAAAGUGUUGCAAGCGCAGAUCCCGCUCUUCGAAAGCUUUUUGUCCGUGGUUUAGCUUGGAAUACUACCUCAGAAACUUUGUGUGCUGCGUUUGAAGAGCAUGGUGAAAUUGAAGAGGGCGCUGUAAUUACUGACAAAGUAACAGAAAAAUCACGUGGCUAUGGAUUCAUCACUUAUAAAGAUAUGGAAUCUGCUCAGAUAGCCCUUAAAGAUCCAAGCAAAAUGAUAGAUGGUCGCAUGGCUGUUUGUAACCUGGCUUGUGAAGGUUUAAGCAGUACCACUGUAACCGGUGACCAAGCCCAGAGGAAGCUCUACAUUGGAGGUUUGUCACCAGACACAACAAGUGAGAUGUUACUAAGCUUUUUUAGCAGGCAUGGUGAGAUAGAUGAGGGCUCAGUUGCUUAUAGCAAGGAUACAAACAGAUCACGUGGUUUUGGUUUUGUUACAUAUAAGACGGUUGAGGGUGCAAAGAAAGCUCUAGAUGAUCCGCAAAGGAUUCUUGGGGGCAGGAAUCUUACCGUGAAGCUCGCUGAUAAUUACAAGAGUAAAGUUACACAAGCUCAGGUACCAGGAUCAGUGGUGCCGAUGCCCAUGCCCAUGCCAUUGGCACCGGGGUAUCCACAAGCUCAGAGGACACCUGCAGCACCUGUUGGUUACAGUUACCCCCAACCGAUGGCUGCUUACACAAAUCCGACUUACCCAAGUCCACCACCUGCAGCUCCUCCAUACUCGGCCCAGCCUCAAUUUCCAUAUCCCCAGUAUCCUGUUAAGAAAGAACCUCAAACAACACCAGCACUUCUUGGGGGUUAUCCAUACUACGUGGGAAAUCAAUAAGAAUCAUAGUAGUAUUGGCCUCAGUUUGUUGUCGAUUAUAUAGCUACUUUAUGCUAGUCACUUCAAAGUACCAGUACCAUGUACUUUAUGUUAUGUAUUCCUUCUUUUCUGUUACAAAUACAUUUUAGCUUAGUAGAGAAGAUGUAGAAAAAGAAUUGAAUGUAAGAUUAGAUUUUACUCAUGGAAGUUAAUUAAGAGACUGGUAAUUCUCCACAAA